Molecule: messenger RNA, 1381 nt
Organism: Patella vulgata (common limpet)
Lineage: Eukaryota; Metazoa; Mollusca; Gastropoda; Patellidae
Exons: 4
Coding region: 94-480 (128 amino acids)
Biological process (GO): tRNA methylation; rRNA (guanine-N7)-methylation; peptidyl-glutamine methylation
Molecular function (GO): protein heterodimerization activity
Source: RefSeq, a predicted model, not a curated record
GUAUUCUCCAAUUUAAAUACAGUUCAAACAUCAACAAAUGAAAAUUGCACAAUUUGAAGCGUGUUUAUUAAAAAAGAGGAUUUAAGAAACAAAAUGAAGCUUUUAACACAUAACAUGUUGUCAUCUAACUUCGUUAAAGGUGUUACAAAAGGGUUUCCUUUGAAGAUUAUGGCCAGUAAAAUUGAAGAAAAAGAAGUUGAUUUUAAUCCUGAAUUUAUAAGCCGGAUGAUUGCAAAGUUAGACUGGCCAGCUUUAUAUACAGCUGCUGGUGAUAUCAAAAAAGCAGAAGGAGUACCAGAAACUAUUGCAGAAAAUUAUGAAUCAAAUGAAGAUUUUCUGAAAAUUGCACAUAAUCUCUUAUUACAGGUUGAGAUUAUAGAAGGUAAUUUAGUCUGUCCAGAAACGGGUAGAAAGUUCCCAAUAACAAAUGGAAUACCAAAUAUGUUGCUUCAUGAAGAUGAAGUUACUGGUGACAAAUAGGCUUGUUUAAUGACUAUGCCUCUGUAUAUAUUGUGAAUAUUUGGAAGGACAAAGGAGAAUUUCUUUGCUAUUAUAUUUUAGCCUGGCCGAUUCCAUUUGUUUUGCAUUUCCUGUUAAAAGACAGCUGUUAUUACAUGUAUUUCCAUAAUGGACACUUGGAAUUGAUAAAGACAGUAGAAAUUAAUAUUUAUGUUUGUAAAAAAACUUUCCUCAAACUUGAGCAUCAUUUAGUACAUAAACUAAAUGGUACCUGGUUGUCAUUGUUUGUGUUCAAGUAGAGCAUUAUUAAAUGCUUAACUUGGAAUUUUGGUUUGUGUUUAUAACCAAGAUAUUUUUGUUACUGAAAUAAAACAUAAAUUGUUUAUUUGUUUCUUUUUUAUGCACUGACAUUUAAAGCGAUAUAGUUGCAUAUUUUCUAAGGAAGUCAAAACAUAAUAAUAUCUAUAUUAUUAUUUAUUGCUUAAUAAGUUGUCAAAUCACUAUUAUUAGGUCAUAGGAAUCAAUUUAGCACUAAAAUCUAAUCAAUCAGAUUAACAAGCUACAACAUGUUCAAAAUUCUUCACUAAAAACUAAAAAUUAUCAACAGGUCUCCCCUGUAUUGCAAUCCCUACAUUGGCUCCCAAUUCAGUUACUCCUAUUUGUCUUCAAAGUGUUAAAUGGCCAAGCUCCAUCUUAUAUAACAAGAGCAUCGCUAACGCAGCAAUAUACGUCCACAUUCCUGUUUUGUUUGAUAUGGUCCAGUUUGCAUUGAGGGUCUGUGAAAUAAAACUGGGUUGUAGGACUGCUAUCAGUAUAACAUUUCGUUCACAUUAACAGAACACAAUUUUUAUUUUAAAACAAUCGAUGUCUUUAUUCUAAAAGCAUGACGUUUUUUUUUUGUUUUUUUUUGCUUGAUUGAUAA